UAUGUCCUAUAAUGGUGGGGCCGUCAUGGCCAUGAAGGGGAAAAAUUGCGUUGCUAUUGCAGCUGAUCGGCGAUUUGGCAUUCAAGCUCAGAUGGUGACCACGGACUUCCAGAAAAUGUUCCCAAUGGGAGACAGACUAUUUAUUGGCUUGGCUGGACUUGCCACAGAUGUUCAGACAGUCGCCCAGAGGCUCAAGUUCCGCCUGAAUCUCUACGAACUGAAGGAGGGCCGGCAAAUCAAGCCCCAGACCCUGAUGAGCAUGGUGUCCAACCUCCUGUAUGAGAGGCGGUAG
This is a messenger RNA of Gekko japonicus, 292 nucleotides long. RefSeq names its product proteasome subunit beta type-3. Bases 2 to 292 code for a protein of 96 amino acids. Gene Ontology annotation, cellular component: proteasome core complex. Lineage: Eukaryota; Metazoa; Chordata; Lepidosauria; Squamata; Gekkonidae. The record is from RefSeq and is a predicted model, not a curated record. The transcript has 2 exons.